Asparagus officinalis (garden asparagus) is the source of this 3110-nucleotide messenger RNA. RefSeq names its product probable inactive ATP-dependent zinc metalloprotease FTSHI 4, chloroplastic. The record is from RefSeq and is a predicted model, not a curated record. Gene Ontology annotation, biological process: proteolysis. Gene Ontology annotation, molecular function: ATP hydrolysis activity; metalloendopeptidase activity; ATP binding. Gene Ontology annotation, cellular component: chloroplast thylakoid. Lineage: Eukaryota; Viridiplantae; Streptophyta; Magnoliopsida; Asparagales; Asparagaceae. The transcript is spliced from 17 exons. The coding region runs from base 1 to 2508 and encodes 835 amino acids.
AUGCUCUCUCACCCCUCUGCGCCUUUCGCUCUCCCCAAACCCUCGAUCUCUCUGCCCUCGCUCCCUUCGCCCGGUCUCAGUCACCGAAGAUUUUGGGCUCGGAGCUCGGAAUCGAAGCCGACUGCGCUCUCUAACGGCGAUUCGGUAGCUUCGACGGCUGCGGUUGAGGGAGGAGAGGAGGAGGAUGGCGAGGCGGCUAGACUCUUUGAGAAACUGAAAGAUGCGGAGCGGGAGCGAAUAGAUAAAUUGGAGAAGUUCGAGAAUAAAGCGAACCUACAAUUAGAGAGACAGCUUGUCAUGGCUUCCUGUUGGAGCAGGACAUUGCUGACUUUGCAAGGCAAACUGAAGGGGACAGAAUGGGAUCCCGAGAAUUCUCAUAGGAUCGAUUAUAGUGACUUUUGGAGGCUUCUCAACUCAAACAAUGUUCAGUAUAUGGAGUAUUCAAAUUUUGGGCAAUCCGUUUCUGUAAUUUUACCUUAUUACAAGGAUGAGAAAAUGGGAGAAGCAAAUGGGAGCUCUAAUAAAGAAAUUGUAUAUCGGCGCCAUAUUGUUGAUCGAAUGCCUAUUGAUGGUUGGAAUGAUGUUUGGCAGAAGUUGCACCAACAACUUGUAAAUGUUGAUGUAAUUAAUGUGGAUUCUGUACCUGCCGAAGUCUACUCUACUAUUGCAACUGCUGUUGUAUGGUCUAUGCGGUUUGCACUUGCAGUUGGUUUAUACCUAUGGAUUGAUAAAAUGGCAAGACCAAUAUACUCGAAGUUAAUUCCGUGUGAUUUAGGCACUCCUCCAAAAAAAACAAGGGAGCCCUUGAAGCGUAGGGCCCUUGGAUCUUUGGGGAAAAGCCGGGCCAAAUUCAUAUCAGCCGAAGAAACUACAGGUGUUACGUUUGAUGAUUUUGCUGGGCAGGAGUACAUAAAGAGAGAACUGCAAGAGAUUGUUCGCAUAUUAAAAAACGAUGUAGAGUUUCAAGAUAAGGGCAUAUACUGCCCCAAAGGUGUGCUUCUUUAUGGUCCACCUGGCACUGGAAAAACUCUUCUGGCUAAAGCCAUUGCUGGAGAAGCAGGUCUUCCUUUCUUUGCUGCAAACGGGACUGAUUUUGUUGAGAUGUUUGUGGGUGUUGCAGCAUCUCGUGUUAAGGAUCUUUUUGCUAGUGCCAGAUCAUUUGCACCAUCUAUAAUUUUUAUCGAUGAGAUUGAUGCAAUUGGUAGUAAACGUGGCGGGCCUGAUAUUGGUGGGGGUGGAGCUGAAAGGGAGCAAGGGUUGCUUCAGAUCUUGACCGAGAUGGAUGGAUUUAAAGAAUUAACAUCACAAGUGCUAGUUAUUGGUGCAACCAAUCGUUUGGAUAUCCUGGAUCCAGCUCUUUUGCGAAAGGGUCGGUUUGAUAAAAUAAUUAGGGUCGGCUUGCCAUCUAAAGAUGGGAGACUGGCAAUAUUAAAGGUGCAUGCUAGGAAUAAAUAUUUCAGAUCUGAAAGCGAAAAGGAAACCCUUCUUGAAGAAAUUGCAGAAAAUACAAUAGAUUUUACUGGAGCUGAGCUGCAAAAUAUAUUGAAUGAGGCUGGAAUUUUGACUGCCAGAAAGGAUCAGGACUUCAUUGGACGGGAGGAACUACUGGAAGCUUUGAAGAGGCAAAAAGGUACCUUCACAACUGGCCAAGAAGACAGUACCGAAAUUCCUGAAGAAUUGAAGCUUAGGUUGGCUUAUAGAGAGGCAGCUGUGGCAGUUCUUGCCUGCUAUUAUCCAGAUCCUCAUCGCCCAUUUUUAGAGACUGACAUCAACACAAUUCGUAGCAAGCCAAAUAUGCGUUAUGCUGAAACUUCUGGGAGAGCCUUUUCCAGGAAACCUGAUUAUGUGAACUCCAUUGUGCGAGCAUGUGCACCCAGAGUGAUCGAGGAGGAAAUGUUUGGGGUUGAUAACUUGUGUUGGAUUUCUGCGAAGUCCACAUCUGAAGCUUCAACACGUGCAGAAUUCUUGAUUCUUCAAACAGGGAUGACAGCAUUUGGGAAGGCAUACUACAAAAAUCUGAGUGAUCUGGUGCCAAAUCUUGCAGCAAAACUGGAAGCUCUCAGGGAUGAGUACAUGCGUUUUGCUGUGGAGAAAUGCUCCUCUGUGCUAAGGGAAUAUCAUUCAGCCGUUGAAACAAUCACAGAUAUUUUGCUUGAGGAGGGAGAGAUCAAAGCAGAGGAUAUUUGGGAUAUAUACAAUAAAGCUCCUCGGAUUCCUCAGCCACCGGUACAUCCUGUUGAUGAAUACGGGGCACUAAUUUAUGCGGGAAGAUGGGGAAUUCAUGGGGUAUCUCUUCCUGGACGCAUUACUUUUGCACCAGGAAAUGUUGGGUUUUGCACAUUUGGUGCACCUAGACCAAUGGAGACACAGAUUAUUAGCGAUCAAACAUGGAAGUUAAUUGAUGGCAUUUGGGACAAAAGGAUACAGGAAAUCAGAGAAGAAGUUUCAAUGGAGGUUGAAGAAGACACAGAGAAACCACAGCUACUGAUGGCUGACCACUUCCUUUAAUGCUUCAUCCCAUAUUCGGGAUAAUUUUUUGAUCUCCUAUUGAUGAGGAGUAUUCAUUUAGGAACACGAUUUCACACGUUCCUGUUGUAAACUGGAAAGCCUCAAGCAGGGAUUUACUGGUGUUGAGGUUUUCAUCACUAGGUCUGAAAAGUUGGAUUCAAUCCUCCAUAGAAUGUAUAAAGCUGUGUUUGGUGGAUUUCUCAUUUGAAGCCUGCCAGUAGGGACACAUGACCCUGAUAUAUAACAAGCUAAGGCCUCUUAAUGUGAAGAAUUCUACUGUUUGCUAAAAGAAAGGCAGCAUAGUGGGGACGGCAGUUGAAAUUAGAAUAACCGUUGAGUAGGGAAUAUGGGAAGGAGCCUACGAGGGUGUCUGGGGAAGUCAUUUUUUGAGUAAAUUAUUACACCUUCCUUUUUGUGCAAUGCUAAUAAGUACCAUUGAUGUAUUGACUCCUCCUUUGUUCUACAGAAUUGAGAGAAUGUCAUUGUAUGAUAACUUUCGCCCCGGAUGUAUCAUAUAUUUGUACUGUGCACUAGUUGAGACAUAUUUAUCUCUACGAAGCAGCAUGUAUAUUUCAUAUAAGUUUAUGGAAUAUUUUUUUGUC